Saprolegnia diclina VS20 is the source of this 2055-nucleotide messenger RNA. RefSeq lists its product as hypothetical. Gene Ontology annotation, molecular function: protein binding; nuclear import signal receptor activity. The record is from RefSeq and is a predicted model, not a curated record. The transcript has 7 exons. Gene Ontology annotation, cellular component: nucleus. Bases 1 to 2055 code for a protein of 684 amino acids. NCBI's taxonomy places the organism in Eukaryota, Oomycota, Saprolegniomycetes, Saprolegniales, Saprolegniaceae. Gene Ontology annotation, biological process: NLS-bearing protein import into nucleus.
AUGCCAUCCCCCGCGUCUACCUCGACGUCGCUGGCCUCGCUGCUCCCCCCGUCCAAGGCGCGCCAGGCGCCCCACCACCACCCCGCGGCCUUCGCCCACUCGAUGAGCGCGAGCUCGAUGGUCCACCUCGCUAGCAGCGGGAUCCAAGCGCUCUCGGCUGCCCACUCGGCCGCGAUGGCCGGCAACAAGGACUUCCAGGGCGACAUUGCGCAGAUCGACGCCGGGCUCUCGUCCCAAGAUUCGACGGUCCAGAUGGAAGCGGCGAAGAAGCUGCGCCUCCUCCUUUCGAGCGAGCGCGACCUCCUGAUCCGGCAGAUGCUUGAGAAAAACUGGACCCCGCGCCUCAUUAGCUGGCUGAAAUUGAAGGACCACCCGCUUCUGCAAGUGGAGGCGCUCUGGGCGCUCACCAACAUUGCCGCCGGCGCCACGGACAAUACGUCCGUGCUCCUCAACAAUGGCGUCAUCCCGACGCUCGUGUCGCUCCUCGACUCGCCCAACGAAGAGGUCCUCGAGCAGUCUGUCUGGGUGCUGGGCAACUUGGCUGGCGAAGGCUCGCACACGCGCGACUCGGUGCUCUCGGCGGGCGCGCUGCCGCCCCUCGUCAACAGCCUCAAGAAAGCGCCGCCCGAGAAGCUCUCGCUCCUGCGUAUCCUCACGUGGACGCUGAGCAACCUCUGUGACGGCCAGCCGCGACCAGUUUUUGACAUCAACUUGGUCCUUCCGUCGCUCGGCAAGAUGCUGGCGAGCUCGGACACGGAAGUGCUGAGCCACGUGUGCUGGGCCUUCUCACACCUCUGCGACGGCCCGAGCACGCACAUCCAGGCCGUCGUCGACUCGGAAGUGUGCUUGCGCCUCGUGGAGCUGCUCAGCCACAACUCGUGGCGCGUGACCAAGCCUGCGCUGCGUGCCAUUGGCAACAUUGUCUGCGCCGAGGACGACCACGACUACACCCAGCAUAUCAUCGAGUGUGGCGCGGUGCCAUCGCUGCGCAAGCUCAUUGCGCAUUCGAACCGCGAGAUCCAAAAGGAGGCGUGCUGGACGCUCUCCAACAUUGCCGCGGGCACGGUCGACCAGAUUCAAUGCGUGCUCGACUCUGGCUGCAUCCCGUCGCUCAUGAACCUCGCGUCGUCGGACGCCACCGACACGGAGGUGCGCUCCGAAGCGUGCUGGGUCGUCCUCAACGCGACGUCGUGCGGCUCCGAUAGUCAAAUUGAAUACUUGGUCAACGAAGGCUGCAUCCAGAUCUUAGGCAACCUACUGGAAGAGACGAGCAUGGUCAUGAUGGCGCUGGAAGGCCUCGAGCGUAUACUGCAAGUGGGCGAGCUCGAGGCCAAGCGACUCGACGCGCCCAACCCGUACGCUGGCUUGAUGGCAUCGGCCAACAUUGAAACCCUCGUGUCCCACAAGUCGGCGACGGUCGCGAAGCGAGCGACGCGGAUAUGGCAGCAGCACUUUGUGACGUGCGCGAUCUGCAUGGGCGCCUUCUCGAAACACUCGAACGACACAUUCUUUUGCGCCGAGUGCAAGUGCAACGUGUGCAAGAACUGCGACUGCACGAUCUUCCACCUCAAGUACCAAGAGAGUCUCUGGAAGGAGGAGACGGAGAAGGAGACGACCGAGAAGCAGGCCAAGCAAGCGUCCAAGCGCAACAAGCGGCAAAAGAAGCGCCAGCGCACGAAAGAGCGCAAGGCCGCGCUCCGCCAGCAGCAAAAGCCAUCGUCGGGGACGUCGCCGACGCUGCGGCCGAGCACGAGCAAGUCGUCGGACGAAUCCUCGAGCGACGAUGACGACGACGACGACGACGAUGACGACGACGACGAGCUCGACCACGAGCAGCAGCAGCAAGAGCAGCAGCGCGAGGUGCGGCCGCUGCGCCCGGGCAAGCACAAGACGACGUCGACGCGGCACCUCGACGACAUGGUCGACGCCAACGACCGCCUCGUGUCGUACCUUCUCGAGACCGGCUCGAUCCUCGCGCUCGCGCAGCGCCUCGACCAAGAGGACGACAGCGUCUGGCUCGUCGCCGAAGAAGACCGUCCUGCGAUUCACGCAUGA